AUGAAGCCAAACACAUCAACAUCCCUCCACGAUCGGUCGCAAGCCAUUACGGUGACCACCUACGCUCUUACUGGAGCCUUUGUGCUCUUCUUCAUUUCACGCCAGAUCAUGAAAGCUGUCGUUUUCCGCAAGGUUGCGCUUGACGAUCUUUUCAUAUCUCUCGCGACACUGCUUGGGAUCGGUUUGGCAGUCACCACGCUGGUUCUCUCUUCCAGGGGCUUCGGAGUUCUCGGUAUUCUCACUGUCGAACGAGCCAACACCAUCAUGAAAGGCUGCUAUGCAUCAGAGCUCCUUUACAUCUCGGCGUUGUGCUUCUCGAAGCUCUCGAUUCUCGUCCUGUUCUACAACGUCGUCGUGUUACGUACUCGUCGCAUUUUUGUCAUGGGGUUUGGCGUUUGCAUCUUCGCUUGGAGCGUGGCAUCGAUCAUAGCUGCGGCGUUCCAGUGCGCGCUUCCACGGCCUUGGGAGAUGAUGACGUUGCGCUGCUUCAACACACGAGUAUUCUGGGUCGUGUACUGCGCUGUUGACAUGUCCACGGAGGUCUUCAUAAUCAUGCUUUCUGUCGAUCUCGUCGCCCACCUCAGAGUCCGUAUGUCGAGGAAAUUCGCGGUGGUUGCUUGCUUCACGCCACGCCUGCUUGUCGUCGCGGCUGCACUUGUCCGCGCCGUCUUUCUCUACCAGGUGACACCGCACGGGAACCCAGAGUACGAUCUCUGGAUCUCUACCAUCUGUACCCACGCGCACGUCUGCGCCAGCAUCUGCACUGCAUGCAUCCCGUACAUGGUCCCGUUCUUCAAGAGCCUGCAAGGCAACAUCUGGCGGUCCUAUUCGACGAAGAGCUGGACUGCGAGAUCCAGAUCGAAUCGCCUGUCUGGACCGCCACGGAACGUUCUAAGGAAACACGAGGCGAAUAUCCGAUUCGAGUCGCCCAAGUCUUUUACGAGCCUGGUCAGAGUGUCGAUAGUAUCGCCGCGGAUUCCCAGCCCCACACCCAUUAGCCCUUUCAUGCCACCGCCUAUUCCGACGCUACGACCAAAUGCACGAGGUUUGAGUGUCUCAGGGACGUUGCACGACAGCGAGUCUGAUGAGGUGUUUGAUAUGGUCAGCUUGCACACUGCAAUGUCUUUUGCUCCAUCACCUAUUGAGGCCCCAGUCGAAGCGCGCCUGUCGAGUGCUGUCGUUAUGGAGUCUUUUGAAUACCUAGCUCUGUUGGGUAGCCCGGGUACAUCGAGUUCGAGCUCAUGCUACUCCAGCCGCGCUUCGACACCGACAAGAACAGAGCCACACCCGCGCUUUUCACUGUUCCCCCAACAUGCACAUCCACAAGCAGUCUCGCCGUCCUCCGCGCAGAACUUGGCAACCUCCGACAGAGCAGUCCACUUAGCGCGUCAGGCCCUGCCAAACCCGGCGACACCGCAUUCCUUGGACGACUUUGCACAUCCUGCGCGCUCAGCGAGUUCAAGAUCCCUUCCAAAGUUCAGCACGACACCGCGCUUGCAUGCACCACCUCCGACUGCUGGAAAAUGA
Ascochyta rabiei is the source of this 1527-nucleotide messenger RNA. RefSeq lists its product as uncharacterized. The record is from RefSeq and is a predicted model, not a curated record. The coding region runs from base 1 to 1527 and encodes 508 amino acids. NCBI's taxonomy places the organism in Eukaryota, Fungi, Ascomycota, Dothideomycetes, Pleosporales, Didymellaceae. The transcript has 3 exons.